Molecule: messenger RNA, 2868 nt
Organism: Anguilla rostrata (American eel)
Lineage: Eukaryota; Metazoa; Chordata; Actinopteri; Anguilliformes; Anguillidae
Gene: slc7a5
Product: solute carrier family 7 member 5
Exons: 10
Coding region: 246-1796 (516 amino acids)
Biological process (GO): amino acid transmembrane transport; neutral amino acid transport
Cellular component (GO): membrane
Molecular function (GO): neutral L-amino acid transmembrane transporter activity; L-amino acid transmembrane transporter activity
Source: RefSeq, a predicted model, not a curated record
GACGCCACAGCUAAGUACUUAUACGAGAGAGAAAGCCAGUCAGAGCAAAUCCAUGAGAUGAUUCAACUCAAAUCUAUUACAGACACGGUUGCGCAGAGACAGUAAUACACCACGCGUUCUCCACGCCAGUACACGGAGCAACGUGGUCUCACAUCCGAACUAGCAGAAGACAAGAGGCUACAUCCAUAAUCCUUUCUCAUAAACAAAUCCAUUGCUAAACCCUUUUUGUCCCGUCAAACAGAACAAUGUCUAGUUUGAAGAAACGGAAUUCUAACACGUCGGCUGAGGAGGAGAGGGAGGUAACAGAGAAGAUGCUGUCCCCGUCCGAUGGGGAGAACGGGGACACGAACCGACCAAGCGGCGGCACGCCAGGAAGCCCGGGCAAAGCAGGCGGCGAGGAGACCGUUGUCCUUAAGAGGAACAUAACGCUGUUGAACGGUGUGGCUAUUAUCGUGGGCACCAUCAUCGGCUCGGGCAUCUUUGUGACUCCGACUGGAGUGGUGAAGGAAGCAGGUUCCGUUGGACUGUCGCUCAUCAUCUGGACCGUGUGUGGAGUGUUCUCUACUGUCGGUGCCUUGUGUUACGCAGAGCUGGGCACAACCAUCACCAAGUCUGGUGGAGAUUAUGCCUAUAUCCUCGAGGUUUACGGUUCUCUACCGGCUUUCCUGAAACUGUGGAUCGAACUGCUCAUCAUCCGACCCUCCUCGCAGUAUAUCGUGGCAUAUGUCUUCGCCACUUACCUGCUGAAGCCCAUAUUCCCUGUGUGCUCGGUGCCCGAAAACGGAGCGAAGUUGGUUGCUUGUCUGUGCAUACUGUUAUUGACGGCUAUAAACUGCUACAGUGUGAAGGCCGCUACGCGGGUGCAGGACGCCUUCGCCGCCGCCAAGCUGCUCGCCCUCGGCCUCAUCAUCAUCAUCGGCUUCGUGCAGAUCGGCAAAGGUGAUGUUGAAGGUCUGUUGCCUGAGAACUCCUUCAAAGGGUCCAAGUCGGACUUUGGGAACAUCGGGCUGGCCCUGUACAGCGGCCUGUUUGCCUACGGCGGCUGGAAUUAUUUGAAUUUUGUCACGGAAGAAAUGAUCGACCCAUUCAGGAACCUCCCGCUAGCCAUCAUCAUCUCCCUGCCCAUCGUCACCAUCGUCUACGUCCUCACCAACCUGGCCUACUUCACCACCCUGACCACCGAGGAAAUGUUCAACUCUGAGGCAGUCGCUGUGGAUUUUGGGAAUUACCACUUGGGUCCGAUGGCCUGGAUCAUCCCUGUGUUUGUGGGUCUGUCCUGCUUCGGCUCUGUCAAUGGCUCACUCUUCACCUCCUCUAGAUUGUUCUUUGUGGGAUCAAGAGAAGGUCACCUGCCCAGCCUGCUGUCCAUGAUUCACCCGACCCUGCUGACCCCUAUGCCCUCUCUCAUCUUCACUUGCCUCAUGACGCUAAUGUACGCCUUCUCCAAUGACAUCUUCUCCGUCAUCAACUUCUUCAGCUUCUUCAACUGGCUCUGCAUCGCCAUGGCGAUCAUCGGCAUGAUGUGGCUGCGCUACAAGAAGCCUGAGCUGGAGCGGCCGAUCAAGGUGAACAUUCUGCUGCCGGUGUCCUUCGUGCUGGCCUGCCUGUUCCUCAUCGUGGUGUCGGUCUGGAAGACGCCCGUGGAGUGCGCCAUCGGCUUCGGCAUCAUCGCCACGGGCGUGCCCGUCUACUUCAUUGGCGUCUGGUGGCAGAGCAAACCCAAGUGGCUCCUGCAGGCCAUCUUCUCCUCGACGAGCCUGUGCCAGAAGAUGUUGGAAGUGGUGCCGCAGUCCUGAGGGGGCGGCACCACCUGCGCACAAGGACUCACACUGACCAGGACCCCAAACCCCCAAACCUGCAGCUGAAACUGAACAACCCCUCCCCUCUCCUCUUUGCCGUGCCCCGCCCCGAACCCCACCCUAACCCACCCUGUCCUGGGGGAGAGAGAGUGGACCCUGGAGCUCCUCCUCCCUGAUAUAGCUCUUAUGUGGAACUGAGUGUGAUGGUGGGGGGGGGGGGGUUUAAGAGGACAAUUGUAGAUACACAGUAUUGUGAUCAUUUUUGCUUUUUUAUUUAAAAUUUUUAAUUUAUUUUACCAAGAGUUUGAGACCAGUUUUCAUCCAGCACAUCUUUACUGUGGGUAUAAUCCUCUAACGGGUCCAGAGCUAAUAACGGGUCAUUGUACUGAGAUGGACUCUUCUAGAAUAUUCCCUCGGGGCUGUAUCUUUCCCCAUUCAAAUGCCUCUUCCAGUUCUGCCUCACCUAAUCUAUGUGACCAGCACCGGACUUGGGGGGUGGGGGGUGUCAGGUAGUCUUCGGGGGGGGCUCCUCAUCUUAAAGCAGGUUGGGGGUGCCUCACCUCAUUUGACCACUCCCGUUUCUUGGUUCCGUUUUCUAGGCCAAUGAACUGUUGUUGAGUUUUUAAAUUAGCUUUUUGUUUGUUUGUUUGUGUGUUUGUUUGUUUGUUUGGUUUGCUGGUUCUCCCAUCACGGUUAACUGUGUCAGGUUGUCCUUUCUCUCUGCUUCUGUUCAUUCGAGGGGGGUAAAAUAAUUCCUAAAAAUCAACAUGGGGGUGGUAUUACGGUUACCCCUGUACCCACUGAGGUAGGGAGGCAGGGGUGUUUCCAUUCAGCCUAGCGACAUACUGGCUGAAUCUGACAGGACUCCAGAGACACCAGGAAUGUAAACAGGAAGUGUUCCUUUGACCUCUGGUGAGUCAGUGAGGUUUGCCCGUAUUGACACAUCCAGCUCAUCCCCUGAUCUGUGACCCAGUUCUUCUAUGGUAUCGACUUGCUCUCUGUGCCUUGUCUGUACAUAUAGAACUCCUAGUUUCAGGGGUCAGUUUUUUCGAAAUUUUGCGACUUUCUA